AUGACUAGUUCCGCUAUCGAUCAUAAUAGUAGCCAAUUAACUAUAUUAUCAGCUAAUGCAAGAAAACGUAUCUUGUUUAGUACCGAAUUAUUGAACUCAUUUGUCAAUCAACAUUAUUACGAUUUUCUUAUUGUGUCUGAAUAUCAUGAUGAUGCAGCAACAACUGUUAAAAAUGACCAUUUGUGCAUGACAAAAAGAUGUGUAAAACGACAAGGUGGAGUAUUAGUCUGCUUUAAAAACUCAUUGAACAUAACGAGAGCAUUUGAAUGUGAAACAGAUCAAAACGAUAUAAUAGAUUUGUUUGCUCACACAAAACCGAAAAUAACCUGUUUUAUUGCUGUUUAUAAUCGUCCCGGUCGCCAAAAUGUAAUUAAAUUUAUUGACAAAAUGUACAAGAAAAUAAAGAAACAUACCGAUGAGAUUAUUCUCAUAGGGGAUUUAAAUGCAAGACAUCAACAUUGGGGCGAUCACGUAAACAACACUGCCGGUAAAAAAUUAUAUGAGAAAAUAAUUGAAUAUGAUCUGGAAAUAGCCAAUGAAUUUAGAGUGUCUACCUAUUUUGAUUCACAGGGAUCUAGCAGUAUUAUAGAUUUAACACUUCAUACUGAAGAACUAUUAUUGUUUAGUCCAAAGUGGUCUGUAGGAAAACAGCAAUUAAAUCAGACAGACCAUGAACUCAUUGAAAUUAAUCUGCACGAUUUAGAACGGAAAAAAUCAACUUUUCAAUCAUUUCAGGACAUGUGUAGAUGGAACUAUUCAAGGGCAGAUUGGACUAAAUUCGUGCAAAAUAUUGAUGAUGCAAUUGGAGCAACAGGUUUAGAGGCAGCAUUAAUCAGAAAUAAAGAUGAGAUUGAUAAAUUUGCAAAACAAAUAGAUGACAUCUUACUGAAUGCAGCUCAUGUUACAAUUCCAAAAGAAAAUCGAUCACCACAGAAUUACAACAGAUAUUUAGAAGAACGAAAACGGUUUGAAACUGAUAUUGAAACAGCAAAAUCAGGUUAUUGGUCUAAAAUUAGUAAAUCAAUGAAACUACGAACAAUACAGACAAAAAUGUCGAGAAAACCUCAACAACCAAUCCCUGAUUUAAUUGAUGAAAAUAACAAACAGCUUGUAGAAAAACAUGAGAUAGUUCAGGAAUUUAUAGAUGAAUUUUGCACGGAUAACAAUAGUGGCCAAGAUUUAAAUACCAAUUUUGGAUUUAGAAAAGGAUUAGGCACAGAGGAUGCUCAGCUGUUUUUGGCUCAUCAAAUAGCAAAAGGUGUUGACAAAAACCAAGUUAUAUCAGCAGCAUUCCUCGAUGUUGGCAAAGCAUUUAACAGUAUCGAUCCAAAUCUGUUAUUUACUAAACUAAAAGAUUCGGGUAUAUCGUCGGCUUUCGUCAGUUUUAUUAGAUCAUUUUGCGGGCCACGACAAGCUUAUAUUUCUAUUGAAAAUGACAUUACAUCAAAAGUUAAACUAUCUAGUUACGGAAUUCCACAAGGAAGCUCAUUAUCGCCAGUCCUAUUUAAUAUUUACAUUAGAUCAAUUUUUAGAACUUCGUCGAAUAACACUAUACUAUUUGGUUAUGCUGAUGACCUGACAGUUACUGUGUCGGGAAAAAAAAGUCGAUAUAAUGUAAUGAGAUUAAGAUCAUUCAUCAGUAAAAUCGAAAAUUCAUUAAGAGAAAUAAAAUUGGAGAUCCAAAUUGAUAAAACACAUCUAAUCUAUUUUAAUCGAAAAAGACAACGUCAGAAUUCUCAUUUAAUCUAUAAAGGCAGCCGAAUACUACCAUCGGAUCCCAUUAACUAUUUAGGGGUGAUAUUUGACAAAAAGUUUAAGCGGGACAAACAUCUUGAGCAAAUUAGUAUAUCAAUAGCUAGAGAAUUUGGCAAAAUAAAGCGAUGGAUUAGUCAAAAUAAGCUACAAGAUGUGAAAACAUUAAUUGAUUUAUACAAAACUCGAUUAAUUUCAAAGAUCGAUUACGGUGCGCCUGUAUCGUCAGCUACAUUAGCAAAAUCAUCACUAAAAAGAAUCGAAAAAAUUCAGAAACAAUAUUUGUCCUAUGCUAUCGAUUCAUUUGAAAUCUCACCACAAGUCAUCGAGGCUGAAUGUAGAAUAUUACCGUUGAGAUUACAUCUAAAAAUGAAAAGAUUGAAAAAAGCAGCGUCGGUUAGAUCAAAAGGUCUUUUUAAUCCAUUAUGA
Didymodactylos carnosus is the source of this 2181-nucleotide messenger RNA. The record is from the annotation of a GenBank genome assembly. Lineage: Eukaryota; Metazoa; Rotifera; Eurotatoria; Philodinida; Philodinidae.